This is a messenger RNA of Acanthoscelides obtectus, 555 nucleotides long. The record is from the annotation of a GenBank genome assembly. NCBI's taxonomy places the organism in Eukaryota, Metazoa, Arthropoda, Insecta, Coleoptera, Chrysomelidae.
AUGCCAUCUAAUACAAACCUAUUGAAAUCUUCUUGCGCCUUCGAGAGCAUGGUGAAGAUGUCCACGUUGGACUCUUUUCUGUUCGACCUCUCGUCGUUCUUGUCUUUCAGCCCCUCCAUCAGAGAUUCUAUGAGAAACCGUUUGAAAAAUAUGUCUCAAAACGAUGCUACUGGCAUCGCAAGAAAUGAAGAAGUUGUGGAUGAAAUAACUAGUGAUUUAAACGCACAAUGCAGUAUAUCACAAGAAAACGAUAAGUCUGGAGCCACAGCUGAAGAUAUUGCUAAAGCCGAAAGGGACAGUCAAAUACCAGAAGAUUUCGAAGAUUCUAAUACAGAAUCAAACAAGGAAGACGAAGACGAUUAUGUAAAUGAACAGGCUCUGGAAGACCUCGAAGCAACCCUUAGUGAUGAUGAUAAACAAUUGAAACAUCAAGAGGCUUUACAGUUGAAAGCACAAGGAAAUGAAGAGUUCAGGGAUGAAAAAUAUGUGGAGUCUAUUAGCACAUAUACUAAGGCACUUAGGAUAUGUCCUUUAAAAUAUUCUAAUGAUAGGUAA